Messenger RNA from Rana temporaria (common frog), 1222 nucleotides. It is a transcript of the gene YRDC, whose product is annotated as yrdC N6-threonylcarbamoyltransferase domain containing. NCBI's taxonomy places the organism in Eukaryota, Metazoa, Chordata, Amphibia, Anura, Ranidae. Gene Ontology annotation, molecular function: tRNA binding; nucleotidyltransferase activity; double-stranded RNA binding. The transcript is spliced from 6 exons. Gene Ontology annotation, cellular component: cytoplasm. The coding region runs from base 84 to 857 and encodes 257 amino acids. Gene Ontology annotation, biological process: regulation of translational fidelity. The record is from RefSeq and is a predicted model, not a curated record.
GUGACACAGCAUCUAGAACACCGGAGCGCUGCGACGGACCCGGAAGUGGAACGCACACGUGGUUGCUGGGGAAGCGGAGUCCUAUGAGGCUGGUUGGUCGGCUCCAGUGUGCAGUAGCCGGGUUUGUGUGUCAUUCACCGGCCAAGGAGAUGGCGUGUAAAGUAGUGAGGUUACCGGCCGGAGCCCGGGGUAGCAGGAGCGGCCCGGACAAGGAUGUGAAAAGUUGGAAAGAAAUACUCAAUACUUCAGCUGGUCUUUUACAGCAAGGUGGAGUCAUUGGUGUACCCACUGAUACUAUCUAUGGCAUUGCCUGCUUAGCACAGAGCUCUCAGUCUAUGAGCAACAUCUACAAUUUGAAAGGAAGAAAUGGCACUAAACCUUUAGCUAUAUGUGUUGGAGAUGUUGAGGAUAUCUACAGGUACUGUCAUGUUAAUGUUCCUGAGCAAUUGUUUCGUGAUUUGUUACCAGGACCAGUUACUCUUGUAAUGGAACGCUCAGAUGGCCUUAAUAAGGAGCUUAAUCCUUAUACUUCUUUGGUUGGUGUUCGUAUUCCUGACCACGCAUUCAUCAGACAACUGGCACAGAUCUGUUCGGAGCCGUUGGCACUGACCAGUGCCAACAUCAGUACACAGGAGAGCACAUUGACAGUAGAGGAGUUUAAGGACUUGUGGCCUAUGUUGUCGCUAGUAGUUGAUGGAGGACCUAUUGGAGACUUGCAGAGCCCAGAGUGUCGGUUGGGAUCAACAGUAGUUGACUUAUCUAUACCUGGGAAGUUUACAGUUAUCCGACCUGGAUGUGCUCUGAGCCCUACAUUGGAGAUCCUGAAAAACAGACAUGGACUAAUAGCCACCUCCUGACAUUUCAGGUGGACUGUUGUUCUCGCAAACCAAGGCAAUCCAUUUGUCAAUGACCAGCACAUGGCAAUAACUCUAAAAUCCUGCUGCUGAAGUGUGAGGAAUAGCAUGCCAUGCCUCCAUAGACUUUUAAAAGCAUGGGACCCUUUUUCCUUUACAUCUUGGUUUAUGUUUGGAUUUUAAAUUUCACAGGAAGAUUCAUAGAAGACAUUAUUUAUAAUUUUCAUAAAACCUUAGGUCAGUGAAUAUGAACGCGCUUUGUUACUGCAAACUGUUUCCAAGUUUAAUUUAUGACUUAUAUCUGUGUUGUAAAUUUUACGUUGAAAUUAAAUGUCUUUAACCUUGAAUGGUUUCAGAAAAACCUCUAA